AUGGGCGCCUAUAAAUUCAUGCAGGAGUUGUACCGCCACAAACAGUCUGACGUAAUGCGCUAUCUCUUGCGGAUGAGAUGUUGGGAGUUCCGCCAGUCUAAAAAGAUUGUUCGUGUUAGUCGUCCAUCUCGACCAGACAAAGCCAGGCGGCUUGGCUACAAGGCUAAGCAGGGCUUCGUCAUCUACCGCACCCGUGUACGUCGUGGUGGCCGAAAGCGUCCUGUUCCCAAGGGUGCCACUUACGGUAAACCAACAAAUGAGGGUGUAAAUCAGUUAAAGAAUCAACGGUCCAUUCAGGCCACCGCUGAGGAUCGUGUUGGUCGCAAAUGCGGUGCACUUCGUGUACUUAACUCAUACUGGGUUGGCGAAGACAGUACGUUCAAGUUUUUUGAGGUAAUCUGUGUCGACCCAAAUCAUCCGGCUAUUCGUCGGGAUCCUGCCAUUCGCUGGAUUUGCAAAGCUAAUCAGAAACAUCGUGAACAGCGUGGUCUUACCUCUGCCACUUACAAAUCCCGUGGACUCGGGAAGGGUUAUGGAUACAGCAAAACCAUCGGUGGUUCUCGUCACGCAGCUUGGAAGCGCAACAAUUUGGUUCAAAUGAGGCGCCGUCGAUAA
Messenger RNA from Hydatigera taeniaeformis, 615 nucleotides. Lineage: Eukaryota; Metazoa; Platyhelminthes; Cestoda; Cyclophyllidea; Taeniidae. The record is from the annotation of a GenBank genome assembly.